Molecule: messenger RNA, 2602 nt
Organism: Sodiomyces alkalinus F11
Lineage: Eukaryota; Fungi; Ascomycota; Sordariomycetes; Glomerellales; Plectosphaerellaceae
Exons: 2
Coding region: 278-2302 (674 amino acids)
Source: RefSeq, a predicted model, not a curated record
UCCGACCUUCGAACCUCUUCCAAAAUUUCCAGUUUAGACCUAAGAAGUCAGUGCGGGAACGAGGUGAUAGUACUAAUCUGCGGCAGCGGCAGCAGCAGCAGCAGCAGCAGCAGAGCCCGACUUACCCGACGUUACUUCACCGUUCAAUAGUGGUGAAGGCACGUUAUGACUAGUUCCUUGUCAACUCAUUUCCACUAGUCCGAUCCCUCCCCUGUCCUCCUUCCCUUACACGACAUCGGGGUUGAUUGAGAGCCCGUUUCGCCUUCAGAGGCGCAAGAUGGUUUCGGAUGCUCUCAAACCAGUCGUGGGGAGACAGUGUCUUUAUCCAGGCUGCUCUUCCAUGCUGAUAACGUCGCAACGGUACUGCCUUCAGCAUCAAGACUCGCAUAUCAACAGGCACGACCAGCAGCAAGCUGGUCAUGGCCGAUCGGUCGGAGGACACUCUUUAGCCGAGGAGGGCUUCCUUCGCAGCCCUGAGCGGCAACAUGGUCGGCCCCGUAUGGCCCCCGAUUCUUACCCCACCGAGCCUGGUCCCUCCAUGCAUCCGAGACAGUUUGGUCAAACUGGACCCGGCCUUCCUGUCAACUCCCGGCUAGACUCUGAAUUCGCCCAACAAGCCACCAAGACAGCUAAAAAGACGGCAAAGACUUCAUCAGUUAGCCGGAUGUACAUGGCACCCUCCCCCCGGAUGGUGAGAACUCAGCCUCCGUCCUCCAGGGAAUCCUUUGAAGUGGAUUCCGCUCGCUUUGAACACCAGUCGCUUGGCGGCCAGCGGAUUUCCGAUGCUACAACCAGGACCGCCCUAUUCAGUCUUCAUCCUAGCAAGGGCGCAGGAUCGCAGUCCUUCUCCCAUCUCCGUACCCCAACCGAGCCAGGCUUUGUUAAACACAAUGGACCUCAGACGGCCAAACGAGGGACGGAACUCACAGCACCAACUACGGCACCGCCCAAGGGCCCUUCUAGCGUCAAAGAGGAUAAAAUGGGUCCCUCAGAUUCUCGGGUCAACCGGGGAGACGCGCAGUCGCCAUCUUCCACUCCCACGACGGGAAAUGUACCGAGCUUUUGCGGGUUCUCGUCUACGAGAUUUGCACCUCUCGAUAUUCCCAUCCAAGGUACCGACGAAGGGUUGAGGACAAGUACAAACUCGUUGUCAAACGGACAAGACACAUCGAGUAAGAGCUUCCAGAGGAAGAGAUUAAAGAUCCCGGCUGCCGUUAAACGAGUACCUUCUGGGCUCCCCCCUCGGCCACUCCGCGCUGCCGUCAAGAGGGUACCUGCUGGGCUUCCACCUGUGCUAAUUCCCGACGAUGACGGUACGUCGGAUGAGUCCGAAUCAUCCCAAUCACCCCAGCGCCCUCAGAAGACGAGAAGGAUUCAUACGCCGGAACCAUCGCUCCCAUCGCUCCCAUCGGCCAAUGGCAAUCCCACAUCUAGUACUACGAUACAACAAGCUCCCCCGAUAAGCCAACCUGCAGCCUCUCUUAAUCUGCAACAUCUCGGUCUUCCGCCGCACCAGAAACCUGCUAAUGAUUCCUCUCGAGGAUCAGUUGCCUCGUCGGUUGAGCGACAACAGCCAGCGCCCUCUACCGUCGAGGAUCCUCUUCGCUCCGUAAAUACACCCAGUCAGACUGAGGACUGCUUCUCCUUCGUUGGAGAGGAGGAGAGAAUCCUGGGUAAGCACAACGGCGGCCAAACACCUUCGCCUCCAGGCGCGACAUCGCAUGUCUCUCAGGAAGCGCAUCGUCUACGGAAGGCCGCGACUUUCGACCAAGCAAAGUUCGAUGCAGUGUUUUAUGGCCAGGAAUUAGCUGGGCCGCCUCCGUCCGGCGUGACGGUACCACCGGCUAAGCAGAAGCGUGCUCCGCCGCCCGGAGAAGAUGGCAAGCUUUACCUCAAUAUCGACCCGCGCAUUCACUGGCCUCGUAGAUGGACAGAUGAGUGGUAUGAAAAUAAGAUGAAGGAGAUUCGGGCGCGCGGCGGGCGGAAAGCAAACUGGGGUCGAGCUGCCCAGCGCAUGCGUGAGCAGCGGUUGGGUGAAAAGGCCCAGAGCCAAGUGGAAGCAGACGCUGUGGCACCAGCGCAGGCGUCAACGCCACGCUUGCGGGAGCCCGAGCCGUGGAUGCACCAUCGCCGGAUCGACUUUGAGGAUCUGUCAGAAGACGAACUGCCCGACUACGUACUGGAAAACCCAGCUUGGGCGCGUGCAUGUGCUUGGAUGCGUUCGAAUGCGGAGGAGCGCCGCCAACGUGCGAAGACAUCAGCUGGUGAGGCACUUCGGCGCAUUCUCUCCCAUACAACGUGACAAACGUAUUCGUAGAGGGAGACAGAGAGUGUGUGAGGAGAAGAAACGUUGGGGGGGGGGAAGGGGCAUAAGGGGCAUAAGGGGCAUAUGCCCACCAAUGACUCCUUGCUUUGUAUAAUUUAUACUCAGGGUAGAGUGAAGUGCACCUGCAACUCCAUAUAUUCGCGGCAAUGGACUGACGGAUGAGUUGAUGGAUUUGAAUCAUUGCCUGUACGAGAUGGAUCCAGGGAUAGAUUCUCGAAUCACGUUUGCUUCCGCCAACUGAAGGAGCCAUAAGCGUCGAUAUCUCUGGUAUAGGCU